Molecule: messenger RNA, 2158 nt
Organism: Anneissia japonica
Lineage: Eukaryota; Metazoa; Echinodermata; Crinoidea; Comatulida; Comatulidae
Product: glutathione synthetase-like
Exons: 11
Coding region: 327-1748 (473 amino acids)
Biological process (GO): glutathione biosynthetic process
Cellular component (GO): cytosol
Molecular function (GO): glutathione binding; ATP binding; glutathione synthase activity
Source: RefSeq, a predicted model, not a curated record
UAAAAAAGGCACCGAAUGUAACCAAAGCCGCUGACGCAUCCAUGGCAAAUGCGCCGAAUACAUAGUCGCCGCCUCACAAAAAAAAAACCUACUGAAACCGAAGGUCAAGAAGAUAUAACAGUACUGUAUAAAGAAAAUGACAAAAUGGUUAGAGCAUAAGUUGCUGCUUGAAUAACUUGACACAAUCGUACCCAUUGUAUGUGUCUUUAACUUGAGGCUUCCACAGAAACAGUUUGACAUUUGACUGUUGGUCAUCGAUUAUUGAGACGACACAGCUACAGGAGUUGGAGUAAAUUACUUUUAUCUGACAGGCUACAAAUACAAAGAUGACGAGUUCAGCAGUCUUCGAAAAUGAUCGCCUUGAUGAAGUCAUCCAAAAAGCAAAAGAUUUUGCGCUUACCCAUGGUCUUAUUAAGCCACUUGAAGCCGGUGCUGUUAGCAGUGCUGUUACUCAUAUCUCGUUUUUGCUUGCGCCGUUACCUAUACCUCGGCACCUUUUCGAGAAAAUGCAAAGAGUUCAACUUGAUUUUAACAAAUUGAUGUACAAUGUUAGCCAAGAUUAUGAAUUUAUAUGUAACGCAUUGAAAAGUUCACUUAACUAUGAUGAGUUUACAAGAGAUUUAGUUGAGAUAUAUCAUAAAGUUCAUCAAAAAAAAAUUAAAGACAGAGGAAUGCUCGAGAUAUUAAGAUGCGAUUACAUGCUUGAUAGCAAGAAUAAUGAAGAACAAUUUAAGCAGAUUGAAAUUAAUAUGAUUGCUGCUGGAAUGGCUUCAACGUCAGCGAUACUAACACAUCUUCAUAGAUAUACCCUAAGAUUAUCGGGGAACUACGAAGGAGCGAACCAAGUUCCAGACAACCUGAGUCUUGAGGGAGUAGCCACUGCUCUUGUACGCGCUUGGGAAGUGUAUGGCCAGCCAAAUGCUUCGAUCUUGCUAGUUGCCGAGCCGACAGAUGUGUGCUGCUACAAUCAUCGUCAUAUCGAGUUUAGCGUUCAUGAAAUUAAUCCGCAAAUAUCAUUUAUGAGGACGAGUCUUGGAGAUAUUGGAAAGCGCGCCAGCCUGGCAGACGAUCAGCAACUAAUAAUGGAUGGAAUUGAAAUAGCUGUUGUGUAUUACCGUACGGGUUAUAAACCAGCGUUUUACAAGAGUAAAGUGGAAUGGAAUGGCAGAUUUAUAGCUGAGCAGUCAUGCGCUAUAAAGUGCCCAUCAAUAGGUGGUCAUUUGGCGGGAACGAAAACAGUUCAGCAAGCACUUUCUGAACCAGGUGUCAUUGAAAGGUACAUUGAUGACCCGGAAGCAGUUGUUCGGAUUCGCAAUACAUUCUGUAAAUUAUAUUCACUUGAUCUAGGACCAAAAGGAGACCAUGCUGUGGAUAUUGCUAUUAAUAAUCGAGAAAAGUUUGUUCUUAAACCAAACAGAGAAGCUGGAGGUAACAACCUGUUUGGAAAUGAAAUUUUCAAAAAGCUGACCGAAUUUAAGGACUCACCAGAACGCACAAAAUAUAUUCUGAUGGAAAAGAUAGUGCCAGUAAAGGUCAAAGGGUAUUUAGUAAAACAGUUGAAACCAGCAGUAACUUUACAGGAGUUGAGCUAUGAACUCGGCAUUUUUGGAGCUGUAGUGGGUAACAACAAUGGAAUAGUCCAUAACCGGCAAAUAGGACAUCUUCUGCGCACCAAGCCUGCCGAAGCAAAUGAAGGAUCAUUAUUGGCAGAAACUGCCGUGAUGGAUUCUCCUUUUCUGACCUCAUGAAUACUUCAGUCAUAUGAAUUAGCCUAUCUGGGAAAGAUUUAUUUUUAAAGAAUAGCUUCUUAAACAUAUUUUCUUCGGUAAAAUCUGUUACAGAGAUCGAAUAUUUCAGUAAAACACACAUGAAUAUAACUCAGCUAAAUGGAUUUUUACAACGCCAAAUCCUUAUUUAUUGAAUGCCAAUUUAGGGGUCUGAUUAAAGCAUAUAAACUGUAUUACUUCGCCUUUAAGCAAGGAAAAUAUUAGGCAGAAUAUCUUUGAUCAGACGAUAUUAUUGCAGAUGAAUACCUUAAGCUAAAAUAAUAAUGGACCUUUCCACUAAGCCCCAAUCCAAUCCAAUCCAAUCUUCGAUUUAUAUAUUGUUGUUGUUAUUGUAUAUUGUUGCUAAGGUCUCACAAAAAGACAGUAGGUAG